AUGGUAAUCUGUUUGUAUGUAGAUGAUCUCAUCAUAGCCAGUGAUUCGUUAGAUAUAAUAAAUCAGUUAAAGAAUUCAAUGAAGACAGGAUUUGAAAUGACCGAUCUGGGAAUUCUACAUUAUUUUCUUGGCAUGGAAGUAAAUUAUGAUAAUGGGAACAUCACACUAUCACAACAAAAAUAUGCAAAGAUUCUGCUGGACAAAUUCAAGAUGGGAAACUGUAAUGCAAUUUCAACGCCAACGGAAUAUGGACUGAGAUUGUCUAAGGAAGAUCCAGAAGAUGAAGUAGAUCAAAACUUAUAUAGAAGUUUGGUUGGAUGUCUCAUGUAUCUAACAAAUACUGGACCUGACAUUAUGUUUGCAGUUAGCAAAAUAAGUCGGUUCAUGGAAAGACCAAUGAAAAGUCACUAG
This is a messenger RNA of Helianthus annuus (common sunflower), 411 nucleotides long. RefSeq lists its product as uncharacterized. Lineage: Eukaryota; Viridiplantae; Streptophyta; Magnoliopsida; Asterales; Asteraceae. The record is from RefSeq and is a predicted model, not a curated record. The transcript has a single exon. The coding region runs from base 1 to 411 and encodes 136 amino acids.